Messenger RNA from Aspergillus luchuensis, 1212 nucleotides. RefSeq names its product histidine phosphatase family protein. Gene Ontology annotation, cellular component: fungal-type cell wall. NCBI's taxonomy places the organism in Eukaryota, Fungi, Ascomycota, Eurotiomycetes, Eurotiales, Aspergillaceae. Gene Ontology annotation, molecular function: acid phosphatase activity. The record is from RefSeq and is a predicted model, not a curated record. Bases 1 to 1212 code for a protein of 403 amino acids. The transcript is spliced from 4 exons.
AUGAUGUCGCGCCAUGCGGCGAGGUAUCCAACCAGGUCUGCAGGAAACCGCCAUCUUGCCCUUUUUGAUAGAAUCCAUAAAGCAGGGAUUCCGCUGAACGGCUCAUUGUCAUUCCUGAACAACUGGACCUACAUCACCAGCAAUCCAGAACGAGACUUCGAACAAUUGACCACAACCGGUCCAUACGCUGGCACUCACCAAGCCUUCGAAACUGGACUCCGAUUCGCAGCCCAUUACAAACACCUCAUCCCUUCUGAUGCAAACACAAAGUUCUGGGCAAGUGAUUCCAAGCGCGUCAUCGAAACAGCCCAACACUUUGCCUCGGGGUUAUUUGGGUCUGACUGGGAAAAGGUCGGAAAGGCCGCUCUAGAAAUCAUCCCGGAGACAUUUGAUCGCCGCGCAGAUACGCUCACACCGGGAGAUACCUGUCUAAGAUAUCUAGAAGAUGAAGAUCGCGGCCAUGACAACGGCGUCAAGAUGCUCACUUUGUUUCAGCAAGCGUAUAUCCCGGCUAUUGCGGAGCGACUGCUCGUUGAGGAGGGCAACCGUGAGCUUGAGGGUUUCACCAACUGGGAGAUCUUCAGCAUGCAGGAAAUGUGUGGUUUUGAAACGACUGUUCGGGGCUCGAGUCCCUGGUGCGAUGUCUUCACGCGCGAAGAUUGGAAGAAUUUUGAAUACGGACGUGAUUUGGUGCAUUACUAUCGUGGAGGCCCGGGAAAUCCUUACGCGGGCGCAAUGGGCUGGCUUUGGCUGAAUGCCACAGCAAAUCUUUUGCGAGAGGGGCCCAAGGCGGGUUCAAUGUUCUUCAGUUUUGUCCACGACGGGGAUAUAGCACCUUUCUUGACUGCGCUGGACAUAAUGAAAGACGCAAAGUACGACCGAUUUCUUCCUGUCACACAUCGGGCAGAAGACCGCAUUUGGUAUACCUCAACUGUGAUGCCAAUGGGCGGUCGGGUCACGCUCGAACGGAUGACCUGUUCGCCAACUGAUCCUGUCCACAGCAUGAACAAAACAUUUCUCCGGAUCAACAUCAACGACAAGAUUGUGCCGCUGUCAUACUGUAAGUCUGGACCUGGCUUGUCUUGUCCGUUAAUGGAGUUCAUCGGUCAUGUGGAUAGAAGAAGGAUUGAAGUAGGAGAGUUUGGGGAUGUAUGUGGUUUGGAUGGUGAUGUUGGAGGAAUAACAUUUCUUCGGCAACAGCAACCUGAAUAG